AUGUGUCUGGCCAAAUCCUCAGCCAGCUUUUUUAGACAGGUCCAGACGGCCAUUUUUGCUCUGCCCCCGCCCGAUCCCACUACUGGGCUCCCAAAAUUGUCUGUCUCUGGUAGCGACGCCAAUGUUGGCAGCGGACAUUUGCUCAUGACGGGCACCUCGCGCCGGUUAGCUGAGUCCACCACCGAAAUGGUUCACGAAGUGGACACUUUGCACGAGUUGCUGCUACGCAACUCGGCCGAUGUGCCCAGUAAAGUCACUUGGAGCGCUUUGCAGGUAUGCAGUUUAAUUUCUUAA
Messenger RNA from Protopolystoma xenopodis, 294 nucleotides. The record is from the annotation of a GenBank genome assembly. NCBI's taxonomy places the organism in Eukaryota, Metazoa, Platyhelminthes, Monogenea, Polystomatidea, Polystomatidae.